Molecule: messenger RNA, 1641 nt
Organism: Pleuronectes platessa (European plaice)
Lineage: Eukaryota; Metazoa; Chordata; Actinopteri; Pleuronectiformes; Pleuronectidae
Product: sialic acid-binding Ig-like lectin 14
Exons: 7
Coding region: 130-1641 (503 amino acids)
Source: RefSeq, a predicted model, not a curated record
UCUUUAUUCUCAGCCUCUUCUGUGUUGUAGGUAGACGUGUCUGUGAUGUGACUGAGUUUCAUCUUGUGCACAUUAUUUAUCUGUGGACGUUUUUCUUGUUUGAAGUCACAGACGAGAGCAGCAGCUACUAUGAGUGUAACUGCAGCAGCCAGUGGAUUUGUUGUCCUUCUUCUCACUGUGACAGUGGUACAGUGUGAGAAUGGCUGGGAUGUGAGUUACACUUCUACUGAGAUCUGUGCCUUCAGAGGAUCAACAGUGGACAUUACCUGUACCUACACAUACCCAUCCACAGUUAAUAACCUUGAUACUACAGUUCAGGAAACUGUCUGGUUCAUUAAAGAGAGUAAUGGGAUUCACGUUGAUCUAAGGACUGAUCCGGAGUAUUCAGGUCGUGUGGAGAAUCUCUGUGGAAACAACAAGUGCACUCUGAGAAUCUCUAACCUGAGAGAGAGCGACUCAGCUGUGUACAAGUUCAGGUUCACAACAAACCAACCUACUGGGAGUUUAACUGGUUCAGCUGGAGUCACUCUGUCUGUCACAGAUUUGCAUGUGCAGGUGAGCAGAUCUAUGAAGUAUGACUCUUCUUACUGGGCAGAGCUCAGGUGUCAGAGCAGUUGUCGUCUUCCUGAUCAUCUGAACUACGUCUGGUACAAGAAUCAACAGAAGAGGAAUGAAGGAGAAUCUUAUUCAGAUUAUUUCUAUUCUAUAGACAGAGUUUCCUGUGCCGGUAAAGGACUCAAGGAUUUCUGCUCUCCUUCAAUGUUGGUAUGGAGUCAGAUAGACUGGGGUGUGAGUUACACUUCUACUGAGAUCUGUGCCUUCAGAGGAUCAACAGUGCACAUUAACUGUACCUACACAUACCCAUCCAGGUUGAAUCACCUUGAUACUACAGUUCAGGAAACUUUCUGGUUCAUUAAAGAGAGUAAUGGGAUUCACGUUGAUCUAAGGACUGAUCCGGAGUAUUCAGGUCGUGUGGAGAAUCUCUGUGGAAACAACAAGUGCACUCUGAGAAUCUCUAACCUGACAGAUAGCGACUCAGCUGUGUACAAGUUCAGGUUCACAACAAACCAACCUACUGGGAGUUUUACUGGUUAUACUGGAGUCACUCUGAAUGUCACAGACCCUCAGCUCCAGGUACAUGUGAGGAGAUCAACAGCCAAUCCAUCUUCUACCUGGACAGAGCUGACCUGUCACAGCAGGUGUCAGCUCCCUGAUCAUCUUUCCUACGUUUGGUACAAUAACAAUAAACCUGUUGGACGAAAAAAAUACUUUUACCUCCGACACUUUAAUCCUGAAGACAACUAUCACUGUGCUAUAGAAGGACAGGAGCGUUUCCCUUCUCCUACAGUGUACGCUCCAAAGCCUCCCUCUGUGUCAGUGAGUCCCUCUGGUGAGAUCAUGGAGGGCAGCUCAGUGACUCUGACCUGCAGCAGUGAUGCUAACCCAGCAGCUAACUACACCUGGUACAAGGAGGACGAGGACUCACCAACAGCAUCAGGACAAAUCUUCACCAUCACUAAUAUCACAGCUGAACAUGGUGGAAAGUAUCAGUGUGAGGCCCAGAACACACACGGACGUAGUAACACCACCUUACAUCUGACUGUUGGAGCAGCUAGUAUUGGUUACAGGUCACUGGUUUAA